UUUUUACCUGAAAAGGAAAAACAAAAGUAUAAAAACCCAUCCACCAAAUCCUCCUGAAAAAUCCCAAAACUAUGUGGAGGAUUUUUCAUACAAGAAUCACAAAAUGUAUUCAACAAAAUACAUUUCAAAGACAUUAUUGCCAGAACAACCUAAUCUUGGUCCAAGAAAUCAUCGAAAUUCUCAAAAACAACAAGUGGAAAAGCCUCAUUCAAUCCUCAGGAAUUAUAGAGAAGCUAAAUCCCGAUUUAGUUCAAUCUGUUCUUCACCAAUGGUCCAAACACAAAGUGGGUAUUCAAUCAGAGUUGGAAAUUCACUCAUUUCUAGCUGCCCUUUUAUGUAGUAGUAGUAGUAAUAAUUUGUAUGGUCCUGCUAAUUCUGUUCUUGAUAUUGUGAUUAAAUUUGGUUUACCCCCUUUAGAUAUUGUGAAAUCUAUUGAUAAUUGUCGUAAAGAAUUUGAUGAGUCAAGAAAUAUCAUGUAAUAUUUGGGUUGUUGAUGGAUAAGUAUAGAGAGAAAGGGUACUUGUUUGAAGCUGCUAUUGUUAUUUUUGCUCAUAAUAAGGAUCUUGAUUGUGUCCCUAGCUUGUUGUAUUGUAAUCGUUUAUUGAUGGAUUUGUUGAAAGUUAGUAACUUUAGAUUGUUUUGGCGAGUUAUUAAUGCAAUGCGUGAAGCAAAUGUUACCUUUAGUGACAUUACGUAUACCUGUAUGGUCGGUGCUCACUGUAGAGAGGGGAAUGUUAAUGAUGCCAAGAAAGUUUUUGCUGAGAUGAAAAAGAAGGGGCAUUGUCCAAAUAUGUUUACCUACAAUUAUUUGAUAAAGGGGUUGUUUAGAGCUGGGCAUGUGGAUGAGGCAAUUGAGCUUAAAAAGAGCAUGUCGUUAGUCCCUAAUAUAUAUAUUUAUACCACAAUUAUUCGUGGGCUUUGUGUUGCGAAUAAAUUUGGAGAGGCAACAAUGGUAUUAGCUGAGAUGAGUGAGAGGGGAGUGAAGCCUAAUGCAGUUGUAUAUCAAGUUUUACUAGAUUGUUUCUUGAGACAUGAUGAUGUGGAUGAGGCUUUCAAAAUGAAGGAUAUAAAGGAUGCUAUAGGCAUUGAUUUAGUCAUGUGCAAUACAUUUCUACGUGGACUCCGCAAGUGUGGUAAGAUGGAGAAGGCAAAUGAACUUGUGGAUGAGAUGACUAGAGAAGGUAUCGAGCCUGAUUUGAAAACUUAUACCUUGUUGAUUGAGGAACACUGUCGAGAGGGUAAUGCUGCCACUGUGUUGGAGCUUCUUGAAGAAAUGAAGAAGAAAAAUCUGGCCCCUGUUGAGUCAACCUAUUGUAUGAUAACCGAUUGUUUCUGCCGCAAUAAGGAUCCGGACUCCGUUAUAGCUUCUCUUCCAGACUUGAUAACGAAGAAUGGGAAGCGAAAUGCGCAUACCUGGAGAACUUUGUUGAUGAAUUAUUCUCGUAAAGGCAACUUACAACAGUUGAGGAGGAUUUUGGAGGUAAUGCAUGAGCAGGAGAUUAUUCCAGCUACUCCCCAUUACAAUAUUCUUAUAAAGGGCCUCUGCAGGACGUGGAAGAUGAAAGUUGCUCAAAGUUGCUUAGUUGAAAUGCUGGAUAGAGGCCUAAAACCUGACCAGGAGAUUUAUGAAGCCUUCAUUAUUGGAUAUUGUGGAAAAGGGGAAUUGCAAAACGCAGAAAAAUAUUUAUGCCAGAUGCUGCAUCAUGGUUUUAAGCCCAACAAAGCAAUUUAUAGUGCUUUGAUCAGUGUGAACUGCAAAAUUGGUAAGGUAAGCGAAGCCUUUGGGGCAUUUAGAAGUAUGCUUUCUCUGGAUCUUUUGAAAGUGUGUGAGGCCUAUCCUGUUCUCCUUCGUAGUCUCUUGACGAACGGAAAAAUGCUAGAAGCAGCUGAAGUCAUUUCAGAACUUCAUGGCAAGAAUCUGGUUGCUGAUGUUUCUGCCUAUGAAGCUCUCAUCUGUUAUUUUGCUCAACACUCUGAGAUUGAAAAGGCCUUUACCCUUUAUGAGGAAUCACAAAACAAAGGUAUUCGUCCCAACUUACGUACUCGCAAUCACUUGAUUGUUGGGCUGUUUAGAGCCGGCCAAACUGAGAGAGCUAAAAUAAUAUUUGAUAUCAUCUUAAAAGAAGGUUUGGGACCAAAUAGAGAGAUAUGCACUACCAUGAUAUCUGGUUUAGCUAAAGGAGGACUAUUGUCUGAGGCCUUUGGCUUGUUUCACUCUAUGAUACUUGGGGGUCUUUCUCCGCGUAGAAUAAUUUAUAAUGCUCUUCUUGAUGGAUGUUGUAAGACUGGGAACUUGCAGAAAGCUCAGGACUUGCUUCAGGAAAUGUUUCAAAUGGGAAUAGCUUCCACUAAAGAUUUUAACACAUUGAUUGAUGGAUUCUUGAAGAAUGGAAAUGUGGUGGAAACUAAGCAGCUUCUGAAAAAGAUGAUAGAGGGAUGUGUUGAACUUGAUCAGGACACGUAUACGAUGCUCGUUGAGCAGCUAUGCAAGGAUGGACUGAUGGAGGAAGCUGAAAUGCUGAUAUCAGAGAUGCAAAAAAGGGAUCUUGUACCUUAGGGUGCAACUUACAGUAGAAUUUUUCAUGGCUAUCAUAUGAUAGGUGAGAGAUCAAGACUUUGUGCCGUAUUCCGAGAAAUGGUGAGGAAGGGUAUCAAUCCUGAGAAUGGCACUCUUUCCGUUGUGCUGGAUGCUUUCUCUAAAGAAGGGAACUUACUUGACGCAUUCAAGUUAUUCAUAGGAAUGUUGGAGAAGGGCACGCCUCUAAGUGUAAGCGCCUGUGAGUCACUAAUUGAUGCUUUAUGCUUGGAUGGGAAGUAUGGCAAAGCAUUGGAAUUUCUUCUUGAGAUGGGAGAGAAAGGGUUUGUUCUCAAUCAUUCAACUUGUAGUGCUAUAGGUCGUAGUUUUUCUCUGAAAGGUGAUACUGAUACAGAUGAAGUAUGCUUGGUAAUCAAGGCUAUGACAACAUUUGGUUGGAUAUCAGACUCCACUACUUUUUCUGAUUUACUUAAGGACAGUAAAGUAGGCUUUUUAUUGCCCGAUCAAAAAAUUGGUUCAUCGGGGGAGCUUGCUGCGAGAAACCAGAAUGCUGCUUCUUCAGAGGAUGUAAAAUAUGUUUUGAAGCAAGUGGGUUUCGGCUGUGCUUCAUGAGGGCUUGUCACUAGAGAUGAACACAGCUACUUUUCGGAAAGUGGAAGACAGCAAGGGAUUUCACCGGGGCAUAGCUACUCUAGACCAUUCCGAUUUGGAGGCUUCUAGGCUAAAUUGGAUGGCAGCUUCUAGUACAUAACAUGUUGAUCACUUCAUGAGGUUUAUUGUAACAACUGAACCUGUAAGCUUAUACAAGAUGAAGGACAUUUCGAUCCCGCUCGAGUCAAGGAAAGAGUUCGCUGCGCCAUUAAAGAGUAGUUUCAUAACAAUAAAGAGAAGUGAAAAGAACAGAUUUAACUUACUACUUACAUGUUCUUACUCUUCCUGAAGCUCAGAAAUUAAAGAAAGCAAAAAGCUUCUUAACCA
Messenger RNA from Capsicum annuum, 3514 nucleotides. RefSeq names its product pentatricopeptide repeat-containing protein At5g61990, mitochondrial. Lineage: Eukaryota; Viridiplantae; Streptophyta; Magnoliopsida; Solanales; Solanaceae. Gene Ontology annotation, molecular function: protein binding. Bases 494 to 2557 code for a protein of 687 amino acids. The record is from RefSeq and is a predicted model, not a curated record. The transcript has 2 exons.